AUGGCAGCAGCUACAGAUACCAAGAACUACAAACUCAACCACUCGAUGAUUCGGGUGAAGGACCCGAAGGAGUCAGUCAAAUUCUACGAGUUCUUGGGCAUGAAGGUCAUCAAGAAGGCGGAAUUCCCCGAGGCCAAGUUUGAUCUGUAUUUCCUCGGCUACGACAGCCCCGGCGCAGUGUCCCACGGAAAACACGUUACCGACCGAGAGGGACUUAUCGAGCUCACGCACAAUUACGGAACCGAGAACGACAAAGACUACAAGGUCAAUACUGGCAACGCAGAACCCCACCGUGGCUUUGGUCACACAUGCAUCAGUGUUGACAACAUCCAAGCCGCCUGCCAACGACUCGAAGACGCCGGAUACAAGUUUCAGAAGAAGCUUACAGAUGGCCGCAUGAAGCACAUUGCUUUUGCGCUUGAUCCCGACGGGUACUGGGUGGAAAUUAUUGGACGCAAGCCCAUUGAAGAGACUGAGAGCAUCAAGGAGACGGACGUCUCGACCUACCGCAUGAACCACACCAUGAUCCGAGUCAAGGAUGCAGAAAAGUCCUUGAAAUUCUACCAAGAAGUUUUGGGCAUGUCGCUCUUGCGUGAGGCAGGGAACCCGUCGGCUGGCUUCACAUUGUAUUUCCUGGGUUACCCGGGCGAGCAAGGCCUGCCAAAGGACGGCAAGACUGCUGACCGCGAGGGUCUACUGGAGCUGACGUGGAAUCACGGCACAGAAAAAGAUGAGAGCUUCAGCUACCACAAUGGCAAUGACCAGCCUCAGGGCUUUGGUCACAUUUGCGUCACUGUUGACAAGGUCGACAAGGCGUGCGAGAGGCUGGAAAGCCUGAAUGUCAACUGGAAGAAGCGGCUCACAGAUGGGCGGAUGAAGAAUGUUGCUUUCGUCCUCGACCCAGACAACUACUGGGUCGAAAUAGUCGAGAAUGGUGACUUGUAG
This is a messenger RNA of Diaporthe amygdali, 945 nucleotides long. Its product is annotated as lactoylglutathione lyase. NCBI's taxonomy places the organism in Eukaryota, Fungi, Ascomycota, Sordariomycetes, Diaporthales, Diaporthaceae. The transcript has 4 exons. The record is from RefSeq and is a predicted model, not a curated record. The coding region runs from base 1 to 945 and encodes 314 amino acids. Gene Ontology annotation, molecular function: lactoylglutathione lyase activity; metal ion binding.